CUCUGAUGACUCAGCGACACUCAGCGAGGCUUCGUUGGCUUCGUUGGCUCCGUUGGCUCCGAUAGCACCCGGCUCGUGUCCAGAGCUCCCGUUCUCAUCAAACCAGCCGUCUCCAAUCGAACCCAGUACACUUGCUUGCCCCAAACCUCUGACAUCCAUCCAUCAUCUGCUCCUUCAAAAAGGAACGAUUCAAUGAAGUCCAAGAGCCAGGAUUACGCAGCCUAUCGACGUGAGCGGAACCGAGAGGCCCAGCGGCUGCUUCGAGCACGGCGCACCGAAGAAAAGCACGAUAAUAUCCGACUCCGACGAGACAUUGUGCUCUACGAAGAGCAGCUCGCCAAGCUCAUCGAGUUCAUACAGGACGUGGCUCACCACCUUGAUGAGGAGCCUGCACUGGAAGCUCGAGACAGCCGGACACCCGCUUGGUCUGAACAGAGGACGAGCCUCGCCAAUGCGGCUGCGGGACUUCUCAGUGACCACAAAGACUUUGCGCUUCGUUUGUCUGGAACAGCGACCAACUCGGCAUCGGUCACCGAGGCUUCGGCAUCCACCUCGGCAGCAUUGCCGACAUCCUCAGCGACACUGGUGCAGGCACCAGAGUUGACUCUCACUGCUGCCGCUCCGAUAUCGCCCAACCGAGCCCUGCCGCCGAGUGGGUCGUCAAGUCCCCGAGACUCAUAUUCCGGCACCAUCCUGCCUCCUCGUUCGCCAAAGCUAUCUCGUGGCGGCCUACCUGUCGACUCAAGAGGGGAGCCCCAUAUGGCCGAAUACGAUGGCCGCAGCUGGUCCUCCGAGCCCGACGAGCGCCGCUCGCAGCCUCAUGCGCCGGCGAAGCGUUCAUUCCCCGGAAUCGGAUCCUUCAAAGCCGAUCCAGUCCACCCACGACCACCGCCGUUCUUGCGGAGACGGACGCUCGAUGACCCAUCGGACCCAGCGUCGUCCCGGGCCGCCUCGUGCCUGCUGCAGAUUGCGACCAUCGGCCGGUCAAGUGGCUCGCCAUGCGACAUCCAUCCGUCACCAGACCUGUCGGCAUUCCAUCCCUCGGCAUCCUCGUCACCUUCGGGCUGCUCAACCACUUCGUUCCAGCACCCGAGCCAUGGCUACGAGUCCAGUCGAGCCAGACAAAAUGCAUCGGGCUGUUGUCGGUCGGGCACCCCCAUGCCUCGAGAUCUCGCCUCGGCCUAUCCGUACACAUCUCCGGACAGCCGGAUGUCGCUUUCUCCGGCUUCGACAGCAUGCUGCCCUCCAACGCCCACUGGAUAUACGCUCUCGGCUCGCCAGCCGCAUGCAGCUCCAUCGGCGCGCAACACUCUGUCGCAUAGAUUUCCCCACCAAGGCGGCUCGCCAAUCAUGCUGCCGCUACCACUUCAAUCGUCGGAAUCGCCCCUCGGUGGUUUCUCGGAGGCGCCCUCUCGCUCACUGUUCACACCCAGACAGUCCGAUGCCCAUGCCUCGGGAACAUUUGUACGGCCACCCGCCCCACCUCCUCCGCACGAUCAGUAUCCGGCAAACUCGAGGCCAAGCAACUUGGAGUUCCGCGCAACUCGCUCAAGCCACUCGUCCUCAGACCACCCAUCCACGAGCCGAUAUCCUCCGGCCUCGGGGACGCAAUGUCCUCCCAGCAGUGGCUCCUGCUGUGGGUCGCCAUCGCAGCCCCGAUCGAGCUUGACCGAUGUUGUGGAAUGCGCCAACACUAUGCCGUGCUAUGCACUCGCCGACAAGAUCCUCCGUUCCGGCCACCGCAUCGACAUCCAGACGUUUUGUGAGGAUAUGAAAGAGCGGGCGUACUGCUACGGUGAUCCCUGGAACCCAAAAGAUUGGGUGAUCCCCCCGGAUAUCCUGGAGCGAUACCCGGAGCUGAAGUGACCGGAUCGAAACGGCCGGACCGUCAUGUUGCCGUGCGUGUCGCCGGCCCUCUGUUGCUGACCGAACGGCGGUCGCCUCGGU
Messenger RNA from Polychytrium aggregatum, 1947 nucleotides. RefSeq lists its product as uncharacterized. The record is from RefSeq and is a predicted model, not a curated record. The coding region runs from base 193 to 1866 and encodes 557 amino acids. The transcript has 2 exons. Lineage: Eukaryota; Fungi; Chytridiomycota; Chytridiomycetes; Polychytriales.